Rhizoctonia solani is the source of this 258-nucleotide messenger RNA. RefSeq lists its product as uncharacterized. The record is from RefSeq and is a predicted model, not a curated record. The coding region runs from base 1 to 258 and encodes 85 amino acids. The transcript is spliced from 2 exons. Lineage: Eukaryota; Fungi; Basidiomycota; Agaricomycetes; Cantharellales; Ceratobasidiaceae.
AUGACUCCGUCAUCAGCUCCCUCUUUUGGACCAUAUGAUGCCAAGGCAGUGAGACAUCCGAUUGACGAGCCCUCAGACAUUGCUAACAAUCAAAGUCAACUGACCACCGGUUCAAGAAUAACUAUUCAAAAGACCCAACAAACAGCGGAUUUGCCUAUUCAGCAUCCCCCGACUCCGCCUCCACCUCCUCCGCCAUCUCCUCCACUACAUCCUCCUCCGCCAUCGCCUCCGCCGCUACCACCCCCACCUCCGCUGUAA